CUUGAGCGCUCGCGAGUACUCCAUCCUGUCGGACAGGUUGAGCUAGAGUUUCGGAGAGUAGGAGGGAGGGAGGCGACGAGCGGGAAGAGGAAGAAGACUCAGGCGGCGCGAGGCGAGCGCUGGGGAGCGAGGAGAGAGGAGCCAAGGCAGCUAAGCUGCUGGAGCGCACCGCUCCCCGCACGACCUCGAGGGGCUGCCCCUGUUUGCAGGCACGGGCGCUUCCGCUAGGGGGCGACAGUGCCCCGCUCCUGUGUCCCCGCUACCCUUGUGACCCCCGGGACUGAUGAAGACACAUCUUUUAGGAAUUAAGUCUGAUCGCCUUGGGGCGAGGGGACGUGCGCAGGCAAAGGUUGCCCAAUUUGGCAGAGUCUUUUCAUUCCUUCUCUGCACCGGGAUGUGUGAGAAUCUUGACGGUAGCCGGGCUGGAAGACCUCACCUCCUAAGGCGCAGAAGACUCGGGCCUGGCUAGCAAGGAGCACGGCUCCAGUCCCGCGUGUUGGCGCCCGAGUCUUUCCGGACGACCUUCCCUUUCUAACCUUACCUGGGAGUGUCACUUGCCUGGCGAUCUCGCCUUGAAGGGAGUGAGAGGGGGUGGUUCUUAGGGCGGGGGAGAUGCGCUCUUCGUCGCCUGCAUUGCGCAUUAUCCGCGCCGGCCGCUUUCGGCGCGCCGCUGCGACAUGGGACGGCCGGAUCGCCACGACGCGAGCAGCAAUGGGAACCCGCGUAUCCCCCACCUGUCUUCUGCCGGACAACACCUCUACAGCCCCGCGCCUCCUCUCUCGCACACCGGGGUUGCAGAGUACCAGCCGCCCCCCUACUUCCCGCCGCCGUACCAGCAGCUGGCAUACCCGCAGUCCGGGGACCCUUACUCGCACCUGGGAGAGGCUUACGCUGCAGCCAUCAACCCCCUGCACCAGCCUGCGCCCACCGGCAGCCAGCAGCAGGCCUGGCCGGGUCGGCAGAGCCAGGAGGGCGCCAGCCUGGCCUCGCACCACGGCCGCCCUGCUGGCCUGAUACCCCACAUUUCGGGGCUGGAAGGGGGUGCGGUGAGUGCCCGGCGGGAAGCCUACCGCCGAUCUGACCUGCUGCUGCCUCACGCGCAUGCCCUGGAAGCCGCCGGCCUGGCAGAAAACCUGGGGCUGCAUGACAUGGCUCACUCCAUUGAAGAGAAUGUGGACGACCCGCACCUGCUUCUGCACGAUCAGACUGUCAUUCGCAAAGGACCCAUUUCAAUGACCAAGAACCCUUUGGGCCUCCCGUGCCAGAAGGACCUGGUGGGAGCAGUCAUGAACCCCAGCGAGGUCUUCUGCUCGGUGCCUGGAAGACUGUCCCUGCUCAGCUCCACGUCUAAGUACAAAGUGACGGUGGCUGAGGUACAGAGGCGACUGUCACCACCCGAAUGCCUAAAUGCCUCGCUCCUGGGAGGUGUGCUUAGAAGAGCAAAAUCCAAAAAUGGAGGCCGGUCCCUGCGGGAAAAGUUGGACAAAAUUGGGUUGAACCUUCCAGCUGGGAGACGGAAAGCUGCCCAUGUCACUCUGCUCACGUCUCUCGUGGAAGGCGAAGCCGUCCACUUGGCCCGGGACUUCGCCUAUGUGUGUGAGGCUGAGUUUCCCAGUAAACCAGUGGCUGACUAUUUAACCAGACCUCAUCUUGGGGGACGAAAUGAGAUGGCCACGAGGAAGAGUAUGCUGCUGGCCGCACAGCAAGUGUGCAAAGAGUUCACAGACCUUCUCAAUCAAGACCGAACACCCAACGGGAACAACAGGCCGGCCCCGAUCUUGGAGACCAACAUACAGAACUGCUUGUCUCACUUCAGUCUGAUAACUCACGGCUUCGGCAGCCAGGCCAUCUGCGCUGCGGUGUCUGCAGUUCAGAAUUACAUCAAGGAGGCUUUGAUCACCAUCGACAAGUCCUAUAUGAACCCUGGAGACCAGAGUCCUGCUGAUUCCAACAAGACGAUGGAGAAAAUAGAAAAGCACCGGAAAUAAAGUGGGGUGCAUGGAGGCCAGAGCGGAAAGGGAGAGGACUGAAGCCCCCUUCAUUGGGGCAACCUGCCUGGGAAGCACCAGCCUGGGGCAAGCAGUUACCAUCCGCCUCACCCUGGACCUGCCUUGGAGUUUUUGUGACUUUUCUGAUAGGUUUUUUGAAACAGGGUUUCUCUGUGUAGCUUUGUGCCUUUCCUGGAACUCGCUUUGUAGACCAGGCUGGCCUCG
Messenger RNA from Peromyscus leucopus (white-footed mouse), 2213 nucleotides. RefSeq names its product transcription factor AP-2 gamma (gene Tfap2c). Gene Ontology annotation, molecular function: DNA-binding transcription factor activity, RNA polymerase II-specific; RNA polymerase II transcription regulatory region sequence-specific DNA binding. The transcript is spliced from 7 exons. Gene Ontology annotation, biological process: regulation of cell population proliferation; regulation of transcription by RNA polymerase II; anatomical structure development. The record is from RefSeq and is a predicted model, not a curated record. Bases 678 to 1988 code for a protein of 436 amino acids. Lineage: Eukaryota; Metazoa; Chordata; Mammalia; Rodentia; Cricetidae. Gene Ontology annotation, cellular component: nucleus.